AUGGAUUCACAAGCACCAACCCCCACAGCCGCGGCCGCGGCUCGCGUCUCCAAAUCGACGCAACAUUCGGCGGAGAGCGCGUCCGGUUCUUCACCUCAGCGCAUGUCACGCAAACGCAGCCUUUCGACAGCAAACGGCGACACGCUGGGCUCACCUGGCUCUGAUGACACAAUUACCCACAACCACGGACGAGGCAGUAAGGGCCACAAGGUCAGCAGGGCAUGUGAUCACUGCAAGCAACGCAAAGCCAAGUGCAGUGGCACAAUACCAUGCGCGACCUGCUCCAAUAGGGGGCUGACGUGCCUCUAUGCGGCUCGAUACUCGAGGGGCCGCCCGCCGACCCCGCCACCGUCACGGGAUCAUCAUCCGGCGGCAGCUCCGACUCACCAUGUCAAUGCAAGACUUGACCACCAGACUGAGCCCCGAGUUACUGUAUCUCAACCUGAGAAUAUGCGCUUGAGCGUCAAUCGUCUCAGUGAGAGUGUACCAGCGUCCCGUGCGUCCCCUGAGCUCGGUAUGGCGGAAAUUGAGGGACAGGUUUUUGAUCCCACAUCCGGCGUCACCUUUCUCCACCGAGCUUGGAAAAGGCUAGCCAAGCAUGACGGUGCCGUUCCUGUCAAUGAUUCCCAUGCCUACGCUUCCGUCCAACACCAACCUGUUAUGCUGGCCGGAGACAGACCUCUGCCCCAGACCUCGGAAGAGGACAUUUACAGGUUGAACUUGCCCGGCCAUCAAGACCUUGUGGAUCUGCUGGCCAUGUACUUUGAUGUCUGCAUUGCAACAUACCACAUUGUGCAUAGACCUACGGCACAGUGUUGGCUGGAGACCAUCGAAACAAACGUCCAGGGGGGACAGGUACCUUGGCAGGGUCUUGGCAGGGCCAGGACGUCCAUCGUACUAGCCUGCCUAGCUGUAGCGACGGCACAUCGUCAAAAGUCGCGUGGUCUUGCUUCCGACCAGGUCGACGUGCUCUCGCUGUCUCCAAGCGAUCACCUCUUCUGCGUUGCUGCUCAGCUCACGGACGCGGAAACCGGGUCCCCGCGACUCGAGUCUGCUCAGGCGCGAAUAAUCCAAACCUUGUAUCUCCUGACCACCUCUCGAUUCAAUCGAGCUUGGUACACCUUUGGCAAUGGACUGCAGAUCAUCUCAGCAUUGGGUCUCCAUCGAAAAAGUGCGAGAAAGCGCCAGCUCACUUCGAGCCCGGUCGACUACAUCCAGUCGCAAUUCCGUGUUCGAACCUUUUGGACAGCGUACAUCUUGGACAAGUACCUUGGCGUGAUAUUCGGGCGUCCAAGGCAUUACCAUGAUGACGAUAUUGAUCAAGUCUUACCGGACAAGAUCGACGACGACGAUAUGACAGCCCAGGGACCCAUCGCUGUGGGCGGUGAGCAGGCAGGCGCUGCAGCAGAGGCUUUGAUAUUUCACAUCAAGAUCGCCCAGAUCAUCAGCAAGAUAUCGCGUGAGGUCUACUCGAUCAAACCCAUAUCGGAGGAAGAACGCAUCUCCGCCGCACACCGACUUAGCAAAGAGGUCCACGAGUGGAAGGAGAGCCUGCCACCGUAUUUGGGCUCCAUCCAUCCUUCAAUGCUAGUUCCAAGCUUCAGGCGGAAAUCGAUCGUCCUCAAGCUUGGCUACAGUCACGCCAUUAUGCACGCUAACAGGCUGUUCCUCCUGGCGACGGUGUACCCGGAGAGUGAAACUCAGAUUGCCGAGUGUCUGGGUGCCGCUCGCAGCGUGUUCGAGACGGUUGAUGGCCUAGCUGCAGAGGGCCCAAUCUUUCACGCCUUUUGGUGGACGCAACGCAUCUUGCCAAAGCAACGGCCACAAACUCUCCCAGUCGGCGGUAUGCCGUAA
Molecule: messenger RNA, 1854 nt
Organism: Verticillium alfalfae VaMs.102
Lineage: Eukaryota; Fungi; Ascomycota; Sordariomycetes; Glomerellales; Plectosphaerellaceae
Product: fungal specific transcription factor domain-containing protein
Exons: 3
Coding region: 1-1854 (617 amino acids)
Biological process (GO): DNA-templated transcription; positive regulation of transcription by RNA polymerase II
Cellular component (GO): nucleus
Molecular function (GO): DNA-binding transcription factor activity, RNA polymerase II-specific; sequence-specific DNA binding; zinc ion binding
Source: RefSeq, a predicted model, not a curated record